Molecule: messenger RNA, 1186 nt
Organism: Xylaria bambusicola
Lineage: Eukaryota; Fungi; Ascomycota; Sordariomycetes; Xylariales; Xylariaceae
Product: ankyrin repeat-containing domain protein
Exons: 2
Coding region: 409-1020 (203 amino acids)
Molecular function (GO): protein binding
Source: RefSeq, a predicted model, not a curated record
GGGUCACCAACGAAAACAGAUCGAUUAGUUCUCAAAAUUUUAAGGUCUAAUGUGAAGUAUUGGUUUGAAUAAGAUCUAGUUACAUUUAGAUCCUGAAAAUCUGAGUUAUCCUCAACUGUACUCACAAAAGCCUUCACAAUACCUAAGUACCUACGUAGCAAACUCGCUACGCACAAAAUUUUCGGGGCGCACCUGCACUCAUAGCUCUUACCACAAGCGCGAGAAGCGCGAGGGGGCAUUCUUAAGGCAGGCACGACUGUGAACGCAACAGAAAAAGGUGCUGCGGCCAUCACGCCUGUCACAUCUCACUGUUUUGAACAAAUCGAGAGCCUUGAACUGCGCAUCCAAGAAAAUCAGCAACCCUACUCUAUCAUUGAAGAAGAAUUAGGAGAGCCUGCCAAGCCGAACAUGGCGCCGUCACUAUCCGAGGAAGAGAUCGACGAUCUCGUCUAUCUGGCGCGAACAGGGGAGGAUGCAGAAUUCACCCAGAUAUUGCAAGAGCUCGCGACGCGUGAAGGUGCCACAGCGGCAGACAUACUGACGGCUGCGAGAGAGGAGCAAAGCAAGGCCACAUGUUUACAUAUGGCGGCGGCAAACGGACAUGCGAAAACCGUAACGCUCAUACUCUCGUAUCUCCCGGUGCCAAGCAAGCCAUCAAAAGCAGCAGUGGCCCCCCCGUCAGAAGACACUGAUUCAGAGAAAACGAAAGUAGAAGCAGAGCCAGCGUACAUCGAUGCGCAGAAUUCAUUCGGCAAUACUGCGCUGCACUGGGCGUGUCUAGGGGGUCAUCUUGACAUUGUCAAGCUUUUGCUCUCGAGAGGGGCUUCGCCGGCGAUGGCGAACGAUAAGGAUCAGAUCCCGCUCGAUCUGGCGGCGUUCAAUAACCAUAUGCAUGUUGUUGAGUACUUUUUGGCGCAGAGCAGGGAUAUUGAGGGCGAUAAUGCACAAGAAGGAGGCUUGGUCAAGGAGGCCGAGGAUAUGGAUGUUAAGGAAGAUGGAACUGCGGGUGUAGGGGGAUAGAGUGGGUAGAUCAAUGAUGCAUAUAUGAAUGAAUACGAAUGAAUAAAAGUUAAUUGCCAAUGAGUAGUGAUACAUUUUCCUGUUUAAAAGAGAUGAUGUCCUGAACAGCCAGAAUCCAUCUUGUGAGCUGGUGGUAGGCUUCUGACUCGACGCUGCUGGAAUCGGC